This is a messenger RNA of Apiotrichum porosum, 3309 nucleotides long. RefSeq lists its product as uncharacterized. Gene Ontology annotation, biological process: protein localization to phagophore assembly site; mitophagy; piecemeal microautophagy of the nucleus. Lineage: Eukaryota; Fungi; Basidiomycota; Tremellomycetes; Trichosporonales; Trichosporonaceae. The record is from RefSeq and is a predicted model, not a curated record. The transcript has 2 exons. Bases 1 to 3309 code for a protein of 1102 amino acids. Gene Ontology annotation, cellular component: cytosol; Atg1/ULK1 kinase complex; extrinsic component of membrane.
AUGACAGCGCCCAGCAGCCAGGUGCGCGCAUCGUCGCUCGCCACGGCAGUUGGCCGCACCGGCGGCGGCGCCGGCAGCAGCGGCGGUGGACUCGAGUCGUCAUCUCGCCGUUCAUCUACCCCGGGCCAACCAGGUUCUGGAACCACGCCCGCCACCGCCGCCACCGGCCCCGCUGUUGACCUGGCAAGCUCGUCUGCUGCCAGUUCCCAAAUGGCGAGCGCGAGCGCGAGCGGCUCGCCAUCGCGCUCCGACCAGAUCGUGUACCGCUUCUACCUCAAGACGGUGGGCGUGCUCGUCGACGGGCGUGUGACGCACAUUGGCGGCGUCCAGGACAAGAAGGACCGAUGGUUCAACAUUACCAUCCCAGAUACGGACGUGCACAAGGGAGACUUGACCAUCUACCGCUCCAUUUCGGCGUACCCGCCUUUACCUCGAGCUCCUCCCGGCGAGGGGACAAGUAGGAGCACUAUUCCUCCACUCCUUAUCGCCUUUAUUCUCGACACGAAUGACAUUCCGGCCGGCCAAACGCUCAUGUGGAGUCGGGAUGGCGUGCGAGUCUCACUGGACCCAUGUCGCGGUCAUGCGCCGACGGCGGGGGCCAAGCGACCUGGCAUCGUUCUCGAGCAGUGGACGUUUCGCGUGACCGACGUUGCAGCAAGCGUUCCCACUGGCUCAGAGAUGGCGCCUCCUACAGCCUACAGGCUUGGUAUCAUCCAUUUCCGAGCACUGUACGCGUUCAUCCGCCUCCUGCCAGCCUACCGACUCUUUCGCCGACUGCGGCGUCUCAACACGGGUCUCCGGCUGGGAAUCAAGCUGUGGGGACCCGAGGGAUAUGCCACCAACACCCCUGCGGGGCUGGCCGAAGCGUGGGACAUUAUUGAGCGAGGUCUCGUCGGUAUCAAUGUCCCACUGGAGCACAUGACCGCCGAGGCGGACACGGCGACGACGACGGAAUCGACCAUCGAGACAUAUGAUUUCGCCCCGCUCGACUUGUUUGGAAACACGUACGAGUUGGGAGUGGCGUAUCGCCCCAACGUGGAUUUCGAGGUCGAGGACAUGGAGAGUGUGCUCAGCGAGCGGUUUGUGGACAUGGACGAAGAAUGGUUCACGCCUACAGUGGCGAGGCAUCGGCUCGAGGAGGCGCGUGCGGCCGCAUCGACGGCGACGAGCAGGUCCGUGUCGAGGACGGCCAACCCGACCCCGGCCUCAGCCACGCCACCACGCCAGCCUGGCAGUUCUCUCGGUGCAUCGAGACAGGUGGCAUCGCGAACGGGUACGACCCCGAGCCAGCCUAGUUCGCUUGGUGCUGCGAAAUGGGGAGCACUCGCCGAGAACCUUCCCUUUGCUUCUGCAUCACAAAUGGCCACUGAGAACAGUUCGCCAACGUCCACGGCCAUUCCUUACCGACGACUGAGUGCACACUCUCUGCAACCUUUCCGGUCCAUCUCGGCAUCCCCUUCCACAUCCGUGUUGCGUGGCGGCCCUGUAGCCGCCGUCGGUGGUCUGCCGUCGCCCAUCGGGGCGGCAGGACGAAACAUUCCAGGCGUGUCCGGCACAGCAUCGCCGCUACCGGGCUCCCUACCCCGAAUGUCCGAGUUUCUCUCCUCAUCGGGGCGUUCAUUCUCCCACGCGCAAAUGGCAAACAUGGCAGCAGCCAGUCCGCCGAUCAUGCCUGGUCUGGGCGGGUCACCACCGUUUGCCCCCAGCUCGCUGUCCUUUUCCAAGCAGGCAGUGCGGCAGCAGCCCACACUCGCCUUCUCGACGACGUCCCCCUUUGUCGCGUCUAGCCUCGACAGGGACAGUCCCUCAGUGUCGCCCCAGUCCAACCCUAGACGGUACUCGGGUUCCAUCGGUCGCCGUCUCCCUGGGUCUCCCGCAAGUGGCGACUCGCCGUCGUCGAUUCGCCGUACCAGCACGCGUGAGAGUGGUUUGCGACACAGUAUCGACGAGCCCAGGCCAGACGCGCCAGACAAGGACGACGUGCACGCGUUUUUGCGGCAACUCGAUAGCUGGACUCCCCCAGCGACUAUUGCACCGCAUUCGCAGUCCCCACGCACCACCACUACCGCCGUCCAGCCUACACCAACCGCUGGGCCAUCUCUCACUACCACUGCCGCGGCACCCAGACAGUCGUCCGCGACGUCGUCCAUCUCACCGUCGCCUUCUAUAACCACUGGUCCCCGUGCCCCACUCACCCGCCAACACGUCGACGACAUGCUCAAACGCAUGGUAGGGAGCUUUAGCACACAAGCCAGUCCGAGCGGAACGUCUCCAGCGGCCAUGUCACGUGCAGGGUCCAACAUGGCCACCUCGAGCCUCGCCUCCAGACGCGAGUCCAUGGGCUCGGAGCGGACCGAGCUCCACCUCGUCGGCACGGGCCUGCUCUCGGCGUCACGGCCGUCCACGUCCCCGCGCCAACUGCCACUCCCAGGCUCGCUGUCGGCCUCGCCUCGGUCCGCCGUAUCGCCCUUGCCUGGCUCCAGUCUCCGCCAUGGAUCCCUCCCCCGAGCGAGAUCUACACUGUCGCCCGUGGAAGCCGAGGCCGAUGCGCCUGCCGCGCGAUCGCUCCCCGGCGCCGUUCCGACCGGCACGACCCCGCCCGCUGCUGGCGGCCUACGCGCACUGUCUCCACUGUCCCCACAGACCACAGGCGGCACGACCGACUCGCGCCGCCGCGGCCCCGUGCUCGUCCGAGGCGGCUUCAACCCGCCCGCAAGCUCCAAGGGGUCCACCACGUCCAGCUCGCCCUCCCACUCGCCCGUCCGCGAUUUCGUCCGCCCGUACCGGCUGGGCGUGAGCGCCGAACGCGGCCGGGAGGAGACGCUCGCGAGCGGGCCCAGCGGCGGCGGCGCAGGAGCGUCCCUCGGUGCGCGCCGGAGCGCGUCGGCCUUGACAUCUGGCAUCGGCAUGCCGUCGUCAUACACGCGGCGCGUGGGGCGGACCGCCCCCAGUUCGUUGGGCGCCGACGUGAGCGAGGACAGCGAGACGGAGGCGGCGACGGGGUCGACGCGACGCGGAGGUCGCGGUGUCGGCCGCGUAGCCAGCGAGGGAAGCACGUCCCCAGCCACGAUCCAGGAAGGGACCGGGUCCGGGGCCGGGACGGGCAUGGGCGGCGGGACGGGCAUGGGCGGCGGGAUGGGCAGUGGGGUGACGCGCACCGUCGCUGCGGCCGGGAACGGCAGCGGCAGUGGCAAUGGCAACGGGAAUGGAACCAGCAGGAGUCCCGUUGUCGAGAGCCUGAUGGCGCGGCUGGCGCUUGCGGAACAGCAGGCGCGCGAGAGGCGCGAGUACGAGGGGUAUGGACCUUGA